Zygosaccharomyces rouxii is the source of this 1125-nucleotide messenger RNA. RefSeq names its product Zn(2+) transporter YKE4 (gene YKE4). Gene Ontology annotation, cellular component: membrane. The record is from RefSeq and is a predicted model, not a curated record. Gene Ontology annotation, biological process: zinc ion transmembrane transport; intracellular zinc ion homeostasis. NCBI's taxonomy places the organism in Eukaryota, Fungi, Ascomycota, Saccharomycetes, Saccharomycetales, Saccharomycetaceae. Gene Ontology annotation, molecular function: zinc ion transmembrane transporter activity. Bases 1 to 1125 code for a protein of 374 amino acids. The transcript has a single exon.
AUGUUGAAAAAUUAUCAAAGUAACCAACUAUAUACAUGCACCAUCGCAUGCUAUAAGAAAUCCUUGAGAAUGGGUGCUACUUAUCUAUCAUUGCUAGCUAUUUUAAUUACGAAGGCUUCAGGCCACAAGCAUCAUGAUCAUGAACAUCUGCUAGAGAAUUCUCAUGUUGCAGGAAGUAGCGCCUUUAUCCAUCAUUUGCAAAACUACUUAUUCCCCUUUAAUGCUCGCUAUAAUUCAAUGCUAGCCACUCUAAUUAUCCAAUUAAUGCCAUGUGUUGUAAUUCAACUGAUUCCCGGUCUUAAAAAUGGUGGCGAUUCUCCCAUCUUGUCGAUACUAGUGGCAUUUGCCUUAGGUACAUUGCUAGGAGACGUUUUAUUACAUUUAAUUCCAGAAAUCUUUGACAGUAUCGUUGAAAGUGUCAACCCUCAUACAGAUGGAUUGAUUUUGGGAAGUGCGAUCUUCGUAGGCUUUCUGCUGUUCCUUUUCCUAGAUAAAUCCAUCAGAAUCCUAAGCCAAGAUGGUGGAAUCCAUUCCCAUAGCCAUGGCCAUUCACAUUCGCAUACAGAAGUUUCGGAGAAGGACAAAAAGGAUAAGAAGGAACACCAAGAUUCUACAUCACCACUGUUAAACAUCGCUACUGGUUUCAUCCACAACGCUACCGAUGGAAUCGCCCUAGCUUCGUCAUUUUACACUUCCAAGCACGUUGGUGUUACAACUUCCGUUGCCGUAAUCUUUCAUGAAAUUCCUCACGAAUUAGGUGAUUUCGCCAUUCUACUGGCAAAUGGCUUCACUUUUCCUCAGGCACUUAAAUCUCAAUUCGUAACCUCCUUGGGGGCAUUGAUGGGCACCGCUAUAGGAUGCGCUCUUAAUGAAAUGUCCACUACGCAAGAACAAAGCCUAGAAAAGUCAUCGGGAUUUGAUGCCUCCCAAUUACUACUACCAAUUACAGCUGGGGGAUUCCUCUACUUAUCUACAGUAGGCGUUGUCCCUCAGCUACUGCAAUCGUCUUCAUCGCCCAGGGACAGUAACAAGAACAAGGCACAGGAGUUCAAGAAAUGGUUCGCCCAAUUGACAGCUAUACUUACAGGAUUCAGUUUAAUGCUCUAUAUAGCCUUACAAGAAUGA